Daldinia decipiens is the source of this 1082-nucleotide messenger RNA. RefSeq names its product ribosome biogenesis protein RLP24. NCBI's taxonomy places the organism in Eukaryota, Fungi, Ascomycota, Sordariomycetes, Xylariales, Hypoxylaceae. The record is from RefSeq and is a predicted model, not a curated record. Gene Ontology annotation, biological process: ribosomal large subunit biogenesis. Gene Ontology annotation, cellular component: nucleolus. Bases 137 to 754 code for a protein of 205 amino acids. The transcript is spliced from 3 exons.
AGGACCCACCAAAAUUUCGAUAUGAAGUUUUCGGAGGGGCGCCACGAAAUACUUCUCUAUCUCGAUUCCAGUCAUAUACCAUCCAACAUCGCCAACGAAGUCUACUCCCUAAGCCCGAGAUUCGUCCGCCGUCAAGAUGAGGAUCGAAACGUGCUAUUUCUGCAGUAGGCCUGCCUACCCAAGCAAGGGAAUCACAUUCUGCCGCAACGACGCCAAGCAAUUCCGCUUCUGCCGCAGCAAAUGCCACAAGAACUUCGUCAUGAAGCGCAACCCGCGCAAGCUGAAGUGGACCAAGGCGUUCCGGCGGGCGGCCGGCAAGGAGAUGACGGUGGACUCGACGCUGCAGUUCGCGGCGCGGCGCAACGUGCCGGUGCGCUACGACCGCGAGCUGGUGCGCAAGACGCUGCGCGCCAUGGACCGCGUCUCCGAGAUCCGGGCCAAGCGCGAGCGCGUCUUCGCCAAGCGCCGCCGCGCCGGCAAGCGCGCCCAGGACCUCGCCGCCGACCGCAAGCUCGUCCACACCCACGCCCACCUGCUGCCGCGCCUGCGCGGCAGCGACAAGAGGAGGCUCGCCCAGGAGCAGGGCCUGCGGCCCGAGGACAUCGCGGACCUGGAGCGCGGCGUCGCGGGCGUCGCGGAGAAGAAGAGCGCGAGGGUCUUUGGCAAGGAGAAGAUACGCCAGAGGGUGCGUGUCGACGGGGGCGUCGAGGUCGUGGGAGACGACGAGGCUGGGAUGGAUGUGGAUUCCGAGUAGGCGAGCUAGUUGCAAUAUCCGCGAUCACGUUUGCACUCGUACGAAAGGAGGAGGUGUAUCUACGAUGGCGGAUGCUCCCAAAAAAAAGAAAAAAAAAAGAAAGAAAGAAAUCACGGACAGUGGCGUUCAUGUGUAUGGGAUAUUUCGUUUCUUCUGCAUGCCCUGGCGUUGGUGGAUUAUAGGACUCUGAUUCCUUUCUUUUCCUUUCCACGAAACGAAACACGUUUGACCUAGUUACACGGUUCGCUACGAGAAGAUGAUGUAUCGGUGCCGGGCUUAUUCACCGCCUGUGCUGUAUUUCGUGAUAGAAUAUGAGUCUCGUUUUCUU